AUGGAGAAUGGCCCUUCCUCCGAGGGGAAAGACCCGUCGGCAUUCCUGGGCGAAAUCAUCGGCGCGCCAGUGAUUGUGAAAUUGAACUCGGGUGUGGUCUACAAAGGCGAGUUACAAUCUGUCGAUGGCUAUAUGAAUAUCGCCUUGGAGAAGACAGAAGAAUUCGUGAAUGGGAAGCUGCGACGCAAAUACGGCGACGCCUUUGUCCGGGGGAACAACGUGCUUUACAUCUCUUCCAGUUGA
Molecule: messenger RNA, 243 nt
Organism: Penicillium lagena
Lineage: Eukaryota; Fungi; Ascomycota; Eurotiomycetes; Eurotiales; Aspergillaceae
Product: U4/U6-U5 snRNP complex subunit LSM6
Exons: 3
Coding region: 1-243 (80 amino acids)
Biological process (GO): mRNA splicing, via spliceosome; maturation of SSU-rRNA
Cellular component (GO): sno(s)RNA-containing ribonucleoprotein complex; U6 snRNP; U4/U6 x U5 tri-snRNP complex
Molecular function (GO): RNA binding
Source: RefSeq, a predicted model, not a curated record